Molecule: messenger RNA, 1940 nt
Organism: Hyposmocoma kahamanoa
Lineage: Eukaryota; Metazoa; Arthropoda; Insecta; Lepidoptera; Cosmopterigidae
Exons: 6
Coding region: 143-1411 (422 amino acids)
Source: RefSeq, a predicted model, not a curated record
CCUCAGGGAAUCUCAAAUUAUACCGGUUAGGGGUAUUUUUGGAUUUAACGCAAUAUUUAGGUUAUGUAGGGACAAUCACUUAGGUACCUACCUACCAAUUUAUUCCACAUACUGAUUAAGUAAUUUCUUUUUUUUUUGAACUAUGAAUACAAACUCUAUUGUGGGGUUAUUCCUAAGUAUAUUAAUUGAUAUUACCGAAGUACACAAUAUGCCAAAACAAAGUAUACAAACACGACAAGGGAAUUUGACGUCUAAAGGUCCAAUGAUACCCGAGCAGAAUCAGAAUAGAAGAUUUCAAGAUCAAUGGGGUCUUUUACAGUCAGGCGGUCAGAUAGCACCCAGGCAAUUUCAAGCAUAUCCUUCACAGAUGAGAGAUCAACACUUCAUGGAAUACCAAAAGAACCCUUCCCAGUGGGCAGGCCAAGAGGGUCCGGUGCUGCUUCAACAUCAGUCAGGAACAACUAAACAGGACUUUCAGAAUCAGUUGGGUGCCGUGCAAUCGUAUGGUCAAACAGCACCUACAUAUUUUCAAAGAUAUCCGUUACAGUUGAGAGAUCGAAAGAAAAUUAUGAUGCAAAACCCAAUAAACCCCUCCGAAUGGGGACGUCAAGAAGAUUCACACGGCCGUCAGAAAGGUUCGCAGAUUCGAAGUCAGGAUUAUUCCGAGUAUGCCCAGAUGAUGGAUCAGGUGAACACCAAUCAGAUUCAGUAUACAAGAAACCCUUCCCUAUGGGGGCGUCAAGAAAAUACGCAGAUUCGAAGUCAAGAUUAUUCCGAAUAUCCCCAGAUGCAAUAUCAAAUGCAAACUUCCCAGUUGGGGCAUAAAGGGCUCCCACAAUUUCAGUACCAAGACAAUAAAGACAGUUUACGCUCUCAAACUAAUAUGUACAAAAAGUUUUUACGUCAAAACUAUAGAACAACCCGACGAAGACGUAGAACCGAAUGGGAUCAGUGGAUUCCCCCACAUUUAAUCACAGACAGUUCAGAAACAAAAGGAACUGAUGCAAGGGAAAAAAUGAAUUGGACUGGAUGGACCGGGCAAUACUCGGGGGAUUUUGACAUACAUUGGCACCCUAAUGAUCCUAAAUUUGAUUUCACCACUUCGAUAACACCAUUCAUUUAUAAACCUAAAGCAAGCUCAACGAGAACACAACGCGUAAUGCUCACGUUUGAUGAUGAUUGCGAUCAACACACAUAUUAUUGCAUGGUCGGCUUUGAUACUGGCAGAGCUUGCGGUACUACAACGUAUUACAGAUAUUAUACUUUCAAAAAUAUAUGCGAAUUGGACUAUGUAAACUGUGUACAAGGAUACGAAGCGGCUGCACUGGCACGGCUACGUAAGUCUUCCAAGAACCUGAUCGGCUUACUAUACACAAUUUCCUCCUCAUUAUACAAAAUCCAGUGGAUUUAGGUCCAGUGAACGCGGAGGUCAUAAAAUUCCCGGUCCAUCUGUCUGGGUAUUUUCUAUUCCAAUAUGCUCAAACAAUUACCGCAUAGUGCACAGGACAGCCGUCAUUUUAUAACCAAUGGGAUUCCCUCAGCUCCUCUGGCGCGUCUUCCAUUAAAUUAGGCAGAUCAUUCUGGAGGAACUCCAAAUAACUUUGACCAGUUAUGUUCCCCGGUAGUUCAAAUGGCCCUAUUACUUUUCCAUUUAAUAUUCCGGUCCAAUAAUUUAUUUUGGUACUGUGAGCGGUCUUCCUGCAUAAGAUGGGGGAUUUGAAGUUCCCAGCUAUGGAGAUUAUGUAGAUUUAAAUAGCCAUCUCUUUUAAGGGUUGGUUCAUCGCUCCAUAGAAUUUUGUUAAAAAAUUGCGGGUCUUCCUCUAUCUUACCUAGCAUUUGUCGGCAAAAAAGUAAUCUUGAAACGUAAUCUCUCGGUUGGAGAGUUUGCACGCGUGUAACGUGGUAGGGAUGGAAUUUAUUUUUAUUUAAAAUAUCAUGCA